This is a messenger RNA of Biomphalaria glabrata, 849 nucleotides long. RefSeq lists its product as uncharacterized. The record is from RefSeq and is a predicted model, not a curated record. NCBI's taxonomy places the organism in Eukaryota, Metazoa, Mollusca, Gastropoda, Planorbidae. The coding region runs from base 61 to 534 and encodes 157 amino acids. The transcript has 4 exons.
CUGUUCAAGGCGUUUACCGGACAAGCGCGCGCGUCAUGCGAUUUAGCCUCAUUCUGGAGAAUGAUUACUAGACGCUUUCUCUUCUGUUGUCUGUGCAUGAUAUUGAGUGAAGCAGGGGGUAAAGUCUGUACAAAGAGAGAGGAGAUUGGCAACAGAGAAGGCAACCAUUACAACUGUGAUGACCCAGUGCGGACAGAGUGCUGUGAGAGAAACCAGACGUUUACUUGUUGUGAGGAGCAAUGGAAGAAUAGUGCGCAACAAAUGCUCUGGUUGCUUCUAGUGGUCUCAGUGAUCCUCAUCUCCAUCUGUCUUAUUGUGCGCUAUUUGACUGGACAGUCUGAAUUCUUUACAUCCCCCACACUCAAAGAUGCAGUCAUCAAUUGGAAGAGUACAAUGUGUCGAAGGUUCUAUAACCUGUGUACGCCAGGUUGCAGAAAGCAGCUGAGACAGGGAGACAACUCAUUUUUUAAUUUAACCUCAGACCAGAAUACAUUGGUGUCAACCAACAAAAUGUACCUAUCAACUAAAGCUUAAUUGUCAGUGCAAUACAACACAUAGAAAUUUAAAUACUUCUGUACUGAUCAAUGAAUAUAUUUUGACCCAGUGUUAGCUACCAAAUAUGUUCAUGUGUACAACUUAAAAGUAUCAUUGUGAUGAAAGUCAUGUGUCCAUUAGAAUGUCUGUCCCAUUUUAAAAGCAGAUAUUAAAAAUGUAACUAUUUACUUAUACUUGGUGUAAAAAUUUAAUUGAAUAGACAAUAAUGUUUUACUAGAUUUCCAUACAAGUCCUUCUAAAUGCAUGCUCUUUUGGGAACAAAAAAUAAAAAAAGACCUGCAAGAAAUUGUGCUC